AAGAACUGUAUAUUGCGCAUGCUUGCAAAAUGCUAAUUGGUUCACUUGUGAUAGUUCUACUGAUAUUGGUCUCUGGCUGUAACUCUUGCUAUUACUAUCCAAGCGCCGCUUCUUACUACUCUUGCUACAUCUACCCCUACAAUGACUACUAUGGCAGCUACUACCCCUACAAUUACUAUGGUAGCUAUAGUUAUCCUUACAGUUACUACGGUAGCUACGGUUAUCCCUAUUACAACUAUUACUAUCCCUAUAAUUGCUACUACUGCUACAUGUACCCUGACUAUGGUUUUGGAAUGGGAGGCAUGUUUAAUCCGCUAGGAGGAUUGCUAGGCUCUCUCGCAGGGCUACUUGGCUUGGGCUAAUCAAACGCAUAAUAAACUUGAGCUUUGAAGA
Molecule: messenger RNA, 393 nt
Organism: Cylicocyclus nassatus
Lineage: Eukaryota; Metazoa; Nematoda; Chromadorea; Rhabditida; Strongylidae
Source: the annotation of a GenBank genome assembly